This is a messenger RNA of Miscanthus lutarioriparius, 2202 nucleotides long. Lineage: Eukaryota; Viridiplantae; Streptophyta; Magnoliopsida; Poales; Poaceae. The record is from the annotation of a GenBank genome assembly.
AUGUCUGGGCCCACCACGUGCUGCCGCCGCUUUCCCCUGCUGCUCGUCUUGCUCCUCUUCCUCCUCGCCGGCGAGGGCCGCUCCCAGCCGGCCGCCGGCCCCAGCGACCGCGACACGCUGCUCGCCGUCAAGAAGGAGUGGGGCAGCCCCCCGCAGCUCAAGUCCUGGGACCCCGCCGCCGCCCCCAACCACUGCAACUGGACCGGCGUCAGGUGCGCCACGGGCGGCGGCGGGGUCGUCACCGAGCUUACCCUGUCCAGCCUGAAACUCACCGGCUCCGUCCCGGCAUCGGUGUGCGCGCUCAAGAGUCUCACCCGCCUCGACCUCUCCUACAACAACCUCACCGGUGCCUUUCCCGGCGCCGCGCUGUACGCCUGCGCGGGGCUCAGCUUCCUCGACCUCUCCAGCAACCAGUUCUCGGGGCCGCUCCCGCGCGACAUCGACCGCCUCUCGCCGGCGAUGGAGCACCUCAACCUCUCCACCAACAGCUUCACCGGAGUGGUGCCGCCCGCGGUGGCGGGGUUCCCGGCGCUCAGGUCCCUGCUGCUCGACACCAACAACUUCACGGGCGCGUACCCCGCGGCCGAGAUAAGCAGCCUCACCGGUCUCGAGACGCUCACGCUGGCCGACAACGCGUUCGCGCCGGCGCCCUUGCCUACGGAGUUCGCCAAGCUGACCAACCUCACCUAUCUCUGGAUGGACAGAAUGAACCUCACCGGAGAGAUCCCGGCGGCUUUCUCCAGCCUCACGGAGCUCACUACUCUGUCCUUAGUGUCGAACGAGCUCAACGGCUCGAUCCCGGCAUGGGUGUGGCAGCAUCAGAAGCUCCAGUGCAUCUACCUGUUCGACAAUGGCCUCUCUGGCGAGCUGACGCGCAGCGUGACGGCGUUGAACUUGGUUCAGAUUGAUUUGUCGUCGAAUCAGCUCACCGGAGAGAUACCGGAAGACUUCGGCAAUCUCAAGAACCUCACCCACCUGUUUCUAUACAAAAACCAGCUCACCGGCACCAUCCCGGCGAGCAUCGCGCUGCUACCACAGGUCAGGGACAUCCGGUUGUUCCAAAACCAGCUUUCCGGGGAGCUCCCGCCGAAGCUGGGCAAGCACUCGCCGCUGGGCAACCUUGAGGUGUCCGUCAACAACCUCUCUGGCCCGCUGCGAGAGUCGCUCUGCGCCAACGGGAAGCUCUACGACAUUGUCGCCUUCAACAACAGCUUCUCAGGCGAGCUCCCCGCGGAACUCGGGGACUGCAGCACUUUAAACAACCUGAUGCUCCACAACAACAACUUCUCCGGCGACUUCCCGGAGAAGAUAUGGUCGUUCCCGAAGUUGACCUGGGUGAAGAUCCAGAACAACAGCUUCACCGGCACGCUGCCGGACCAGAUAUCCCCCAACAUUUCACGGAUUGAGAUGGGCGACAACAUGUUAUCCGGCUCCUUCCCGGCCUCUGCACCAGGGCUCAUGGUGCUCCAUGCCGAGAACAACCGGCUGGGCGGCGAGCUGCCGUCUGACAUGAGCAAGCUCGCCAACCUUACUGACUUGUACGUGCCCGGCAACCGGAUCUCUGGCUCCAUCCCAACAUCGAUCAAGCUGCUGCAGAAACUAAAUUCACUCAACAUGAGAGGCAACCGGCUGUCCGGCGCCAUACCGCCGGGGAGCAUCGGUCUUCUCCCAGCACUGACGAUGCUUGACCUGUCCGACAAUGAGCUCACCGGCAGCAUCCCGUCAGACGUAAGCAACAUGUUCAACUUGCUUAACCUGUCAUCAAACCAGCUCACCUUGCUUAACCUGUCAUCAAACCAGCUCACCGGCGAGGUGCCGGCGCAGCUGCAGAUCGCGGCCUACGACCAGAGCUUCCUCGGCAACCGGCUCUGCGCCAGGGCGGACUCAGGCACGAACCUCCCGACGUGCCCAGGCGAAGGCCGGGGAAGCCACGACGAGCUUUCCAAGGGACUGAUCAUCCUCUUCGCGCUGCUCGCUGCCAUUGUCCUCGUCGGCAGCGUCGGCAUUGCGUGGCUGCUCUUCCGGCGCCGGAAGGAGAGCCACGAGGUGACGAACUGGAAGAUGACGGCGUUCACCCAGCUCAACUUCUCCGAGUCGGACGUGCUCAACAACAUCCGCGAGGAGAACGUGAUCGGCAGCGGCGGGUCCGGGAAGAUUAGCGGGGGCUCCGCCCGCACCCCCAAACACAGGGGCGAGACCUGA